UUACGGAUGAUCGAAGCGUUGAUCGUUGGAGAAAUGCAGGACGUGCAGAUUGGAUUCGUCAAGCAGAUCCUCAGUUUGAAUUUGGUGCCCAGGUCUAAUAACACCACCUGCGGGAACAACACCUCUCUGUGCGACUUCUCGGAGAUGUGGUAUGGCGUGUUCCUGUGGGCCGUCGUCUCCUCAUUGAUUUUCCACCUGCCUGCUGCCCUCCUGGCUUUGGCAACCCUCCGCAGGCAUAAGGUGGCACGAUUUUUUCCACUCGGUAUCCUGCUCAUGGGCAUCAUCGGCCCGCUGUUCGGAGGCGUUCUUACUAGUGCAGCCAUAGCAGGAGUCUAUAAGGCGGCAGGGAAGAGCAUGUUCUCCUUGGAGGCCUUGGUGUUUGGCGUGGGACAGUCUCUGUUUAUUUUCAUCAUAUCUUUCCUCAGAAUUCUGGCUACCCUGUAGCACUGAGAGAGAGACACUGGCACAUCAGGCUGCCGUUUCUUCACCUGGGCAUCAUAUGCAAAACAUGGAGGCCUUACUUCCUCGACAACUCCUUUUCCUUUGAUACAGAACAGUAUUUUUCUUUCCAAACGGGUUCCGGAUGGAAGACUUUUCAUUUGAAAAAUGAAUCAGUAUGAGCAACCUUUAAAGCAACGCUAGCCUUGCGUGACAGGUGGAGUCAUCUUGCACAUGUGUAUAUUUUUGGUUGUUGUUGUAUUCAUCAUUAUAGUUUCUUUUCGUUUUCCUUUCGAAAUCUUUUAUAAACUUUAAAAUGAGGUAAAAAAAAAAUGUACAUACUAAAAAGCCCAUUCAAGCUUGCCCUUAAUUAAUGCUUGACAAUAACAUCUUGCAUUCACUUUGCACUGAUUAUAUAAAUCCUUUAGGCCAAAGGCUCAAAUAGAUUUUUUUUGCCCCUGAUUGUGGGCAUAUUUGAAGAGAUUACAAUUGAACACUUGUUGUUGGACUUUGACAUUGUAAUCAUUUCACAGCAUACACUUUCUUACUGGAGUUAAGUGGCUUUUGUUGGUUAAAUAGCGUAUUUGUGACCUUUUUUUUUUUUUUUUUUUUUUUUUGCAUUCAGCGUCAUUAAGGAUUUGUUUUUCAUGUGGGCUCCAGGAUUUGGCCUUCAUAUUUUUAUUUCUGUAUAAAUUAGAGUGAUCUAUGUUGCUUUGACAAAUACUUGCCCAUACGAUUCUAUAUGUGGCAGCCUCACCUUUAUGCCUAAUAUGUGAAUGUAAAGCAGAUUUCAGCUGAAUCCAUAUUAGAAUCACUUAAAUCUUCACCAAAGAAAUGGUAACACUAGUCUACAGCUGUUAUGCGUUUCAUACUGUUAUUUUUAAUAUUCCUGUAGAGAAAGCUCAUGUUAAAAAACUACAGAAUGUACAAAACUACACCCAAACCUAUGUAUAGAAGAAUAUAACAUUGGAUACUCACACGUGUAGAUGUCCUCCCUUCAUGUUCAGCAUCAGCACUUACAGUGUAUAUGGCUGAAAGGGAUCAGAAUAUCAUUUUUAAUACACAGUAGCAGAGAUUUUAGACUUAUUUGGGGAAAUAAACCAACCGUCUCAGAUAUCAGUCAGUUUAAGCAUUUGUAGAUUUGUGUUCUCCCAUAUUGCAAGCCCUCAGGAAGUUUUCGUGGUCUGGAAGUGUCAUUUAAAGCUCGUUUGGUGUGAGUUCAUGUAAAUCAGACUGAUCUUUUAUGAGUGGAGCGCUAAUGUUAAUGGGACGCACUGAAAGCUAUGCUUUAUUUGCCUGAGCCUAUGGUCUCUCAAUUGCACAAAUGGAUUUAUUUUUCUAAAGUCCAAUCAUUGGUGGUGGAGUGACUGCUCUUUGGUUCUUUUGUGGUUUGUCUUUGAUUGUACUGUCUUUGAUUCUUGAGAAUUGGAUUUACUCUUUGCGAUAUGAUACUUUCCAUUUAUUUAUUUUUUUCUGGGCAAGUUUAAUUUUCUUACUGUAUAAUAAGUGCCAAUUGCUAGUAUUUUCAUGAAAUAAAAUGGUUUAACUUUAGAUUAUUAUAA
Molecule: messenger RNA, 2000 nt
Organism: Danio rerio (zebrafish)
Lineage: Eukaryota; Metazoa; Chordata; Actinopteri; Cypriniformes; Danionidae
Gene: tmem170a
Product: transmembrane protein 170A
Cellular component (GO): endoplasmic reticulum membrane; nuclear envelope
Source: RefSeq, marked validated